AUGGUUGUUCCCUACAGCCCUUUCCUCCUUAAAACUUUCAACGCCCACAUCAACGUUGAAUCUUGCACUUCGAUUAAAGGCAUCAAGUACAUAUGCAAACAUGUAAACAAGGGCAGCGACAUGGCUGUUUUGGGUGUGCAGGAUGAAGAAACAGCCAACGAUAAAAUCCUUCAAUACGUUAUGGGCAGGUAUAUUUCGUUCAAUAUGGCGGCAUGGCGCAUUCUAGAUUUUGAUAUUCACCAGUCCUCUGCAGCUGUUUUUGGCCUAGAUGUACACUUAGAAAAUAGGCAACGUGUUUACUUCACUGAGAACACCGCCGCAAAUGUACUCAAAAAGCCACCGGAAACAACGUUUACAGCAUUCUUUAAGUCGUGUACAUCCGAUUCCUUUGCGCAAACUCUACUUUAUGAGGAUGUACCGUCCUACUUCACUUGGACUAACAAAAAAUGGCAAAGGUGGCGGCAGGGUGUGCGAAUCGACAAUGAGGUUGGCGAGGUAAUCUACAAAGGAAACAUGAUCGAUCGUGUCCACACUGUACACCCAAAUCAUCAGGAGUGUUUUUUUGUGGAUGAUUCUGUUUCAUAUGAAAGGCCCAACAUCAUUUGCCCACGUCAGAUCAUUCGAUGGACAAAUGUGUUGCACUUACAGGGAAGCUUGCUUGCGACGGGGACUACUCGAGAUGAGGGUCUCUGGAACACGGCAUUGCAAGAGGUCUCUGAAUGCAGGACACCAGAAGUAAUGCGCUGA
This is a messenger RNA of Octopus sinensis (East Asian common octopus), 747 nucleotides long. RefSeq lists its product as uncharacterized. The transcript has a single exon. The record is from RefSeq and is a predicted model, not a curated record. The coding region runs from base 1 to 747 and encodes 248 amino acids. NCBI's taxonomy places the organism in Eukaryota, Metazoa, Mollusca, Cephalopoda, Octopoda, Octopodidae.